Molecule: messenger RNA, 1700 nt
Organism: Elaeis guineensis (African oil palm)
Lineage: Eukaryota; Viridiplantae; Streptophyta; Magnoliopsida; Arecales; Arecaceae
Product: CBS domain-containing protein CBSX6
Cellular component (GO): nucleus; cytoplasm
Source: RefSeq, a predicted model, not a curated record
CGAUGGGGGUGGCACUUGGUCUCUCCUCCCCCAAACUCGGCAAGAACCCCCACUUCUCCCUCUCCCUCUCUCUCUCUCUCUCUCUCUCUCAUCCUUUGUUGAUGGGCUUUACCUGGAUCUCAUGGCCGUUCCCGUCACCUUCGUAGCCGUUGACGGCGGUGCCCACGCCCUCCCCCUCGUCUUCUCCGAGCCCAUUACCGGCCCCCGGCCCUCCACCCGCUCCAAGCCCAUCAGCAGCUCCCUCCUUCUCCAUCUUACCCUCCUCCACUCCCUCUUAUAACCCCACACCUCCUUCUCCGGCGAUCCGAUGGCCCUGGUCUUCCUCCACCACGUCGUCGGCGAUCUCACAGUGGGAAAGCCCGAACUCGUCGAGUUCUCCGAGGCGGAGACCGUCGAGGCCGCCAUCCGCGCCAUCGGCGACUGCGCCGAGGGCGCGAUCGCCGUCUGGCGUCGCCGGGCUCCGCAGCAGCAGCAUCAGGCGCAUCUGCAGCCGGCGGCGGAACCGAGGGCGGCGAGGUUCGUCGGGAUGCUGAACUCGCUGGAUGUGGUCGCGUUCCUCGCGCGGUCGGUCGGGGACCACGAGAAGGUGAUGAGGACGCCGGUCUCCGAGGUAGUCACCCCCAAUCCGUCCCUCUUGAAGGUGGUCGAUCCCGGUACAAGGUUGAUCGAUGCUCUAGAGAUGAUGAAGCAGGGAGUUAGGCGCCUUCUCGUGCGCAAAAGUGUUGCAUGGAAAGGUAUCAGCAAGCGCUUUUCCAUUCUGUAUAAUGGCAAAUGGCUCAAGAACAUUGAAACCUCCUCUCCAGGUGCUGCUAGUAGCGGCCCACCAUUCUCAUCUUCUCUCCCUGAUGACAAGUACUGCCUCCUCUCCCGAGAAGAUGUGGUCCGCUUUUUAAUUGGCUGCCUGGGUGCUCUUGCCCCUAUCCCACUAUCUUCUAUCUCCUCUCUUGGAGCCAUUACUCCACACUAUGCUCAUAUUGAAGCCUCCUCUCCUGCCAUUGAAGCAAUUCGUAAGGUCCCUCAGGAUCCUUGUGCCAUUGCAGUUGUUGAGACAAAGUCGGACGGUACUCACAAGAUAGUUGGAGAUAUCUCUGCAUAUAAACUGUGGAAAUGUGAUUACUUAGCAGCUGCAUGGGCUAUGGCAAACUUGUCAGCUGGACAAUUUGUGAUCGGUGCAGAUGAUAAUUCAACGACUCCGAUCUCUCUUCCAGAUUUUAUUAUCAAUUCGCCGGUGGAAGAUAUUGGGGCCUCUUCCAGGCCUAGAAAGUUCAGCAGCAGGAGUAUUGGAUUCUUCAGCAACCAAACUAGCCAGAUGGCGGUAGGGAGGCUGAGGAGCAUGUACAGGGGAAGGAGUGCGCCAUUGACCUGCAAGCACACGAGUUCGCUGGCAGCAGUGAUGGCCCAGAUGCUGUCCCACAGGGCUACCCAUGUUUGGGUAACUGAUGCUGAAUCAGAGGACAUCUUGGUUGGCGUGGUUUCAUUCUCUGACAUUCUCCAUGCGGUUACGAAGAACCCAGCAAGUGCAGUUCCUCCAGCCACUUGAUUUUGUGGGUACUGUGUUGGUUGCUAAUAAUUCUUUGUUCAAAUCGUAUUCCCCAUGCAUUGGCCUAGAGGAAGUUUCCUUGAGGACUCUUUUGAUUGGGCUGGACCCUAUAUUUGAAAACUAUUUAAUUUAUAUUUUUCAAUUAUGGCCUGUCGUAUCA